Messenger RNA from Colletotrichum lupini, 501 nucleotides. RefSeq lists its product as uncharacterized. The record is from RefSeq and is a predicted model, not a curated record. Bases 1 to 501 code for a protein of 166 amino acids. The transcript has 2 exons. Lineage: Eukaryota; Fungi; Ascomycota; Sordariomycetes; Glomerellales; Glomerellaceae.
AUGCACUGGGACCGGGGAUUCACCACCACAAACUUGCUUCCAGGUCCCAGGCGACUCUUCCUCCACACAACCACACACACAAUCAUACUCCUCUCAACCACGCAAACCCAACCACCAUCCCACAAUCCUCUUCGCGCUGCACCUCGUGGACGAAACACAUUUUACGCUGUUUCAGUAGCCCGAGUCAUCCAAAAACGACACAAACAUUUCGCAAUCGCGCAACCCACGAACAACGCACCACUACCACCAACCACCAACCACAUCCCUCGACUUUCCUGCACCGAAACUCUGCCCGAGUCCCGGUCAUCCAUCCACACUUCCAACCAGCUGCCCUCCGGCCACGGAACCCACGACGAACCCCCACGCGACAAUACCUGUCUACUUCCUAAUACCUACCGAGCACGACUCGCCCCUCGAUACACAUCGCGAAGUGGGGAAAGCAAAGCCCUUUCGCGCAACAACCUUCAACGACCGCAUCGCAUCCUCUUCUCUUGCCAUUAG